AUGCGUCCCACCACCGUCGGAGUCGUUUCGAUCGGGGACAUGGGGUUAGGCAUUGCGAAGCUGUUGCAUGCUCACGGCUACCGCGUGGUGACUGUCGGCGAGGGGAGAAGUGAGCACACCCUCGCGCGAAUCCACUCGGCUGCCAUCGAGACGCUCUCGGAUCAAGACCUAGUCAUCCAGGCAGACUACGUGCUGUCUAUCGUGCCGCCGAAACACGCACGGACUACAGCGCAACGGCUUGCCGAGGCAGGCCGGUUGCCCGACACGGCCACCCGAAGGCAGGCCAUCGAGGAUGCGGCCGGGCAGCCCGAGCGAUCUCGGCUCUACUACGUCGAGCUCAAUGCAAUCCCUGCGCGAAUGGCCCAGGAAAUUAGCGAGGAGUUGGUGGACGCCCGAUGCCAUUUUUUGGACGGUGGGAUCAUUGGCGGCCCGCCACAGAGCACGCAAGACGGGACCUGGACCAGACCCAGUCUGGUGCUGUCGGGCACAGUGGACCUGCCCCCCACAUUCCCACCACUGGCCUCGGUGCUGAAUAUGAAGCUGGUGUCGCCGCAGAUUGGUGCGGCAUCCACGCUCAAAUUGUCCUUUGCCGCGUUGACCAAGGGACUCACGGCCCUGUCAAUCCUGUCCUUUUCCACAGCGCAGCAGGAGUCACUACUCCCAGAGUUGCUGGAACACCUCGACCAAUAUUCUCCACGCACGGCCGCGCUCGCUCGGAAUGGAGUCGUCGGGAUGAGCCCCAAAGCGUACCGUUGGGUGGAAGAAAUGCACGGGAUCGGGGAGGCGUUCGACACGGAAGGUGGGUGGGACGGGGUUGGGGGCAGGAUUUAUGGCGGAUUCGCAGAGAUCUACCGCAGCAUCGCCGAGGAUCCGGUGCUGGGGGUGGAACGAGUCGAGAAUCGAACCAGAGGUACCACCGUUGAUGAUGCAGCGCAGUUGAUUGCCCGAGCACGACAUCCAAUGUCAUCAGGAGGGGGCCGGGGGGAUUGA
Penicillium alfredii is the source of this 990-nucleotide messenger RNA. RefSeq names its product Dehydrogenase multihelical. Lineage: Eukaryota; Fungi; Ascomycota; Eurotiomycetes; Eurotiales; Aspergillaceae. The transcript is spliced from 2 exons. The coding region runs from base 1 to 990 and encodes 329 amino acids. The record is from RefSeq and is a predicted model, not a curated record. Gene Ontology annotation, molecular function: oxidoreductase activity.